Halichondria panicea is the source of this 2459-nucleotide messenger RNA. Its product is annotated as E3 UFM1-protein ligase 1 homolog. The coding region runs from base 108 to 2336 and encodes 742 amino acids. Lineage: Eukaryota; Metazoa; Porifera; Demospongiae; Suberitida; Halichondriidae. Gene Ontology annotation, biological process: protein K69-linked ufmylation; response to endoplasmic reticulum stress; regulation of proteasomal ubiquitin-dependent protein catabolic process. The transcript is spliced from 16 exons. Gene Ontology annotation, molecular function: UFM1 ligase activity. Gene Ontology annotation, cellular component: endoplasmic reticulum membrane. The record is from RefSeq and is a predicted model, not a curated record.
UCGUCGAACAAGUGUGUGAGGUUAGGCUCUGGGCUCCGCCCUACUAGCACUGGAUCCUUCUUCUUCUGUCUUUGAUCUUCUGGUUAUAGUUCUUAAUUCUGUGGAAGAUGUCUGAAUGGAACAUAGUGCAACAGUUGGCUGCUGAGUUUCAGAAGCUCCAGGCCUCCACUGGAGCUCAAAAGUUGUCUGAGCGUAACUGUGUGGAAGUGGUAAACAAGCUGGUUGAGAUGGGCCUGCUAGAUAUUCUGUACACCGUGGAUGGGAAGGAGUACAUCACCCCACAACACCUGGAUAGGGAGAUGCGGAACGAGCUUGUGGCUAGCAAAGGUCGGCUGAACAUUGUUGAUUUACAACAGAUACUCAACGUGGACUUGAGUCACAUUGAAGCAAAAGUUGGAGAUAUUCUAAAACGUGACCGCAACAUAGUUCUGUUACAAGGAGAGCUCAUUGACAAAUCGUAUGUGAGGGCUCUGUGUGAGGAAGUGAAUGAAACGUUGCAGGAAGUUGGUCAGGUGUCCAUUGCCGAUCUGAGCAGAAACUUCAGCCUACCCAAUGACUUCCUCAUGGAGCAUAUUGAAGAGUCAAUUGGUACGAUAAUUCAUGGUCAACUGGACAAAAGUGGCUCUGGUGCCAUUUACACUAAUGCUUUUGUGGCAAGGUAUAUGUCUCGUAUUCGAGGAUUGUUCAGUGCUGUGACUAGACCCACAGUCAUCGGCCCUCUCUUGUCUCGAGGAUCAUUUCAGGAGAAGCUGUUCCUCAGUGUUCUCCACGAGUUGGUGUCGAGUGGUGUUCUGGCGGGUACCCUACAUGGUCACCUGGAGAAGGCCGUCUACGUUCCUCACGUGUACACAAGGAUGCAAAACAGAUGGGCCGACUCUUUCCUGGAGUCUAACGGAUAUUUGGAGUACGAUGCCCUCAAGCGACUGGGCAUAGAACAGCCUACUGUGUUUGUGAGUCAGCGCUACUCUUCCCGAGGUGAUGUGAUAGAGCUCUCCUCGUGUGUGGUGGGGGACGGGGUGAUGACCGAGCUGGCUGCCAGACUAGAGGACGCACUCGUCACUGAGGGAUGGGUCGAUGUCCUGACCUUACUGCCUGCCCCUUGCACCCCAGAAGAUGCUGAGCUCCUUGUUCAGAAGAGCUACUCCUCUGAUCCUGAACUGAAGGCUGUGGGAGGGUUCCUUGUUAGAAAGAGCUUUAUUCAGACCUGCUUUGAGCACUUCAAACCGAUGCUGCAAGAGAAAGCUCAAAAGAUGGUUGAGCGUGAUGCUGUGAUGGUGUCAGAGAUGCUCCAGCAGUCCGAGGCCGUUGAGGAAGGUGGUGGUCGUAAGAGAGGAGGUCGGAAGGCAGACAAGAAGUCAGGAGGAAAGAGGGGAUCACAAGAAGCCAGUAGAGUGGCGGGAAGGGCAGAGCUCCAGUUCAUGUCUGUGGAGGAGAUGAGUGCUUUGUUGUUGGAGAAGUUCUCUGAUUGUUCGGAGACUGUCAUCUCACAAGUAGCAGCUGAUAUCAGCAGCUCCUUACGGACAGCCUUCCAAGAGGAGGUUAGAGAAUGUCUGUCGACCCUAGGUCAAGACUCCUCCGCUAGUCAGCAGAGAAAGAGACACGCUGACACACAGGAGAGGAUGGUCGGACUGUGGACCAACGCCAAACUCUUUGAGAGGGCUAUAGCACACUUUGAAGGUGAUGGUGCAGUCCAACUGUCCAAGUAUCUCCUACGCACUUUGUGCACUGAUAUGACAAACAUGGUCUUGCUCUACAUAACAGAAGAUGCUUCGUCCAAUUCUGGGGAGAUGACAAAAAAGGAGCGUUCCAAGAUGACAUCUAGUCUGAGUGAGCCAGCCAAGACAAUGUUGAGUGAAGUGGACAAAUCCCUCAGUGGAAAGGAAACGGGGACAUUUUUUGAGCUAUUUGAAAGCGUAUGUGCUGAAGACUUCUGCGGAAUUCUUCUCAAAAAAAUUGACAAGAAAAAAGAAAGGCAAUUGUUGUUCUCCCACCAGCAGUCUCUGUGUGAGAGUCUAAAGGAAGAGGUGGAGCCGGCCAUGUCCCUACACCUCAUCUCUGUCAUUCUGUUUCAGCAACAAACUGGUACCAUUGUCCAUAUCCCCGGGAAACUUGUGCCCACAGUGAUUGCCUUUCUCGCUCAGCAUCUGGACGACAAGGCUUACUUGAAGCUAAUCGAAUGUCAAAAGUUAGUCAGCGAUCGACUGCGUUCCGUCGUUGGUGAUGAUGCAAGUCCUGACAACGGUGGUGGAGAUGAUGACACACUCAGCAGUCUGCUCACUGAGCUCAAAGAAUUGGCACUCACCAAAACAAAGAAAACUGUAACUGCUGGAAAUUAGAUAACUCUUAAAAGGUAUAAUUUAACGUACUGUCGACUUACCCCACUUUGAGUUUUGUAUCGUUCUGAACGUUAACGUACAUGUACAUGUAUAUGGAAUCAAAAGCAUUUUCUCAUCAAUGUC